Molecule: messenger RNA, 2448 nt
Organism: Bicyclus anynana (squinting bush brown)
Lineage: Eukaryota; Metazoa; Arthropoda; Insecta; Lepidoptera; Nymphalidae
Product: cytochrome P450 CYP12A2
Exons: 9
Coding region: 281-1807 (508 amino acids)
Molecular function (GO): heme binding; monooxygenase activity; iron ion binding
Source: RefSeq, a predicted model, not a curated record
AUUUACAAUGGCUUAAGGUUGGAAAAGAAAAGAACAAUUUCGGUAAUAUUUUUAUUACAAAUAAUGUAUUAAAAUAACGUUAAUCGAAUUAAAUCAGAUCAUCAGCAGUAAUAAUAUUACAUAAUAAUCAUUAUAACACAAGCAACUCAUAUUGAUAAGAUUCAUUCCUGAUUCAUUCACAUACUUAGUAACGACCAAGGUCAUUCUCAUAGACGGAACAAAACUAUUUUCGUAAUUCGGCUUUACUGUACCUACUUUGUGUGAUUUUGAUUUGUGCUGAAUGUGUUUAUAUACAAUGGGUAAAUUUUUGAUGAAACGUCUCCCUAUUGAACUAGAGAGGUCAAUAAUUAUUCAUAAUGUCAUGCGAUAUUCGUCGUCAUCAAGCAAGCCUUUUGAAUCUAUACCUGGUCUAUCGUCCUUGCCCAUCAUAGGCCCCAUUCAUCAUUUUAUUCCAGGAAUUGGCUCAGUGGGACUUCGUGCGAGUUUUUUCGAGCUAUCGAAAGUUUUGUUUGAGAAAUAUGGAUCAAUAGUUAAAUUAGAUGGUUUAUUAGCAAGAGCAUCUAUGGUUAUUUUGUAUGAACCUGACCAUUUUGAACAGAUUUAUAGGUCCGAAGAUUCAGUAGCACCAUCCCGACCUGGAUUUGACACAUUAGUAUAUUACAGAACAAAAUUAAGAAAGUCCACUUAUGACGGUGUUUAUGGAUUAACCACUGCGGAAGGUAUGCAAUGGCGUGAUUUUCGAACUAAAGUAAACCCAGCGUUAUUGAAGCCUAAAUUAGUUAAACUUUAUACUCCAGUUUUAGAGGAAAUCGCUAAGGAUAUGGUUGCAAGGCUGACCAUGCUCAAAAAUGACACUUAUUUGCAAGAAAACCUGGAUUUGGAAAUUACGAAAUGGUCAUUAGAAUCCAUCGCUGUCAUUGGCCUAGGGUCUAGACUUGGCUGCUUGGAGGACAACCUUUCAGAAGACCACCCAGCGCGCAUUCUCAUAAAAUGUUCUCAAGACAUUAUAAAUCUUUCUUGGAAAUUAGAAUUCUUUCCGAGUUUAUGGAAAUAUUAUCCUACAUCGAAUUACAAGAAAAUAAUCAAAACUUUUGAUUUACAAUGGGACACAAGUGCUAAAUUUAUCGAAGAAGCUAGAAGAAUAAUAAAUGGAAGAGAACAUAAUAUUCCAGAAGAAGAUAAAAGUAUAAUUGAGAAGUUAUUAGAUAUUGAUGAUAGAGUUGCUACGAUGAUGGCAAACGAGAUGCUAUUAGCGGGAAUUGAUACGGUUGCUUUCACAACGGUCGCUCUUUUAUACAAUUUGGCGACAAACCCAAAAGUCCAGGAUAAAUUGCGAGAAGAAAUACGAUUACCAGAACCAAAAAACCGAUAUCUAAAAGCCUGUCUUAAAGAAUCGCUGAGAUUGUACCCGGUGAUACCGGCGAAUUUGCGCAGAACUACAAAAGAUCACUUUGUUGCCGGAUAUCAUAUACCUAAAGGUGUAGAUGUGAUAGCACCAAAUGAGUUUCUAUCAAGAAUGGACAAAAACUAUCCUCGGGCUUCGGAAUUUAUUCCAGAAAGAUGGUUGGUGGAAAAGUCAGAUCCUAUAUAUUAUGGAAACUGUCAUCCGAUGGUCACAUUACCGUUUGGAUUUGGCGUACGAUCUUGCAUCGGAAGACGAAUUGCCGAGUUGGAGAUCGAAGUUUUUAUAAAAAGACUUUUGAAUGACGUUAAAGUUACUUGGGAGGGUCCACCUGUGCAAGUGAUUUCCAGAGUUAUGAACUCAUUUAAGAAACCAUAUUAUUUUAAAUUUGAGACUGCCCAUUAAGAAGGCUUAUUACAAAUCAGACAAUACUACAUAUGUGUAUAUCCUCUCUUACCAGCUAUCAAGCGCAAAUCAGUAGGCCUAAGAUGCGACCAAAUGACGUAUCUCGUAAAGGGUUAUAGACCCAUAGCCGUGCAACCGGAAAUAUCGCUAUUUUUUUUGUUGCGUUGGGACAAAAUAGAUGGGAAUAGGGCCAGUCCGCCGCCAUUGGUAGACAUUUUGUCUAUUUCCCUUCAUGUGUUAUGUUUUUGGUCGUACUAGGCAUACUGGAGGACUACGAUGCGCGCCUUAACAUAUCUCGUGAAUAGAACAUAUGGUCGAUCAAUAGUGGCCAAACCGGAAAUAUCGCUCUCUCUAUCGUCCUAUCGCAAUGAAAGAGAUUGAGAUAUUCCUUAUUCAGAGCUAUUAAUGUAAUUUUGUCUUCAAGAGAUAUUUUGUGUCGCCUACUGUGCGUAUUACAGUCACUUUAGACUCUUAUUUUAAGAUUUUUAUAGUAUCUUAUACUUUUUAAAAUGUAAUAAUUUCAUUUACCACUUACAUUUAAGUUAAGAAAUUGUAAAGCUUAAAGAUUAAAUAGUUAAUAAAUAUCAAUACAUUAUGCUGAUUUUUAAAAUUAUCUCGAGUUGUAGUUUUAUAUUCAAAAA